Molecule: messenger RNA, 1638 nt
Organism: Erythranthe guttata (spotted monkey flower)
Lineage: Eukaryota; Viridiplantae; Streptophyta; Magnoliopsida; Lamiales; Phrymaceae
Product: squalene synthase
Biological process (GO): lipid biosynthetic process; farnesyl diphosphate metabolic process
Cellular component (GO): endoplasmic reticulum membrane
Molecular function (GO): squalene synthase [NAD(P)H] activity
Source: RefSeq, a predicted model, not a curated record
UUGUUCCUACAUAUGGAAACGCCCCCACACAUUACAAUCUACAUCAAAUUUCAGACGGACAAAUCAAAGCAUUUUCAGAGCCAGAGUGAAGAAUGGGGAGUUUGCGUGCGAUUUUGAGGAAUCCAGAGGAUUUGUACCCGCUGUUAAAACUGAAAUUGGCAUCGAGAAACGCGGAGAAACAGAUCCCGUCGGAGCCACACUGGGGAUUUUGUUACUCUAUGCUUCAGAAAGUUUCUAGAAGUUUUGCUUUCGUUAUUCAGCAGCUCGAUACGGAUCUACGUGAUGCUGUAUGCAUUUUCUAUUUGGUUCUUCGAGCUCUUGACACUGUUGAGGAUGAUACAAGCAUAAAAACAGAAAUCAAAGUACCUAUUCUGAUGGCUUUCCAUCAACACAUAUAUGAUCGUGAAUGGCAUUUUGCCUGUGGUACAAAGGAAUACAAAGUUCUAAUGGACGAGUUCCAUCAUGUUUCCACUGCUUUUCUGGAGCUCGGACGCGGUUAUCAGGAGGCCAUUGAGGAUAUUACCAUGAGGAUGGGUGCAGGAAUGGCAAAAUUUAUUUGCAAAGAGGUUGAAACAGUUGAUGAUUAUGAUGAAUAUUGCCACUAUGUGGCUGGACUUGUUGGAUUAGGGUUGUCGAAGCUAUUUCAUGCUUCUGGAAAAGAACAUCUGGCUUCAGAUGCUAUCUCCAACUCCAUGGGUUUGUUUCUUCAGAAAACAAAUAUUAUCAGAGAUUAUCUGGAGGACAUCAAUGAGAUACCAAAGUCGCGCAUGUUCUGGCCUCGUCAAAUCUGGAGUAAAUAUGUUAACAAACUUGAGGACUUGAAGCAUGAGGAAAACUCAGUUAAAGCAGUGCAGUGCUUGAAUGACAUGGUUACAAAUGCUUUAAUCCACAUAGAAGACUGCCUGAAAUACAUGUCAGAUUUGCGAGAUCCAGCUAUCUUUCGCUUUUGUGCCAUUCCUCAGAUAAUGGCAAUUGGGACGUUAGCUUUGUGCUACAACAACAUUGAAGUCUUCAGAGGUGUUGUGAAAAUGAGACGAGGUCUUACUGCCAAAAUUAUCGACAGAACUAAAACAAUGUCUGAUGUAUAUGGAGCUUUCUACGACUUUUCUCGUAUGCUAAAAUAUAAGAUUGACGACAGUGACCCUAAUGCUAGAAAGACGAAGGACAGCUUAGAAGCAGUCCUGAAAAUCUGCAGGGACUCUGGAACCUUAAACCAAAGGAAAUCUUAUAUCAUUCAGAGCAAGCCACAAAUAAAUGCAACUGUGAUUGUUAUCUUCUUCAUCAUACUAGCCAUUCUUCUAGCAUACUUGUCGGCAAGCCGGCCAUCUAAUAUCUGAGUGGUCUUUGGAUGAGAUACUGUCGUGCCGGUAAUCGAAAAGCAAUAUUCUGUUGUUUGUUUAUUUGUAUCCAUCCAGCAUUGUAUGCCAGAUAAGCCACGCAGCAUAUUCUGUUGUUUAUUGGUAUCCAUCCAGCAUUGUAUGCCAGAUAAGCCACGCUUUUCAUUUGUUAAAUUAAAUAAAUGUACAUCUAUAUUUUUUCUUAUAAUGGUUGUUUUUUCGUUGGAUGAAUAAAAUUAAUUAAAAGAGUGAAAAAGAAAUACUAUAUGUAGGUUUUGUUAUUAAUUAUCAUUGUUCCUUU